CGACAAUGCCAGUCGAGACCACGAUAUCGACGCCCCUGCCGGGCGGGGUCGACCCGGAGGCCGUGGUGGCACUGCUGCACAACCACGAGGCGUACAUCCGGACGACGUGCCCGCAGCUGAUCUCGUACGCGCGGGUAUCGGGGCCGUCGCCAGCGGGUCUAGGCGAGCCGGUCCUAUUCGAGGUCGUGGACCGGCGGCCGACGGGGCAGACGACGUAUAAAAUGACGUUGACGAACCACGCGGAAGGCAUCGACUCCCUGGUCGACGGCAAAGCGCCGACGGGAACGAUGGCCGUGCGCGCGCGGUGGCGGGUCAGGGGCGAGACCGGGCUGCUGGAGGAAGAGAUCGAGAUCGAUAGUAAUAUGAUCACGAAGAAGAUGGUCAAGGGCAACAUCGAGAAGGGCCACCCGGAGCACCAUCGGACAUUUCUGGCGGAGGCGGCAGCUAGGGCUUAGAGGAAAUGGGGCGAGGACGGGAAGGACGGGAAGUGGGUUUUUGUGAUACAUACAUGAGUGAUGCUGAAGCUUACAAGGGAGUGAAUUUUUGAGGGUCGGCGCACGUGGGAAUUGGGUCUGGUGGGAUUUUAUGAGUACAUAAAUAUGGAUGUCACGAUCUUCCCAGGGAUGAGGAAAAAAAAGAAAGUAGAACGACGAGCAAAUCUAUUCGUUAACGUGGAAUUCAUCGUGGACCCCCUCGGGAAAUAAAA
Annulohypoxylon maeteangense is the source of this 706-nucleotide messenger RNA. RefSeq lists its product as uncharacterized. Lineage: Eukaryota; Fungi; Ascomycota; Sordariomycetes; Xylariales; Hypoxylaceae. The coding region runs from base 6 to 455 and encodes 149 amino acids. The transcript has a single exon. The record is from RefSeq and is a predicted model, not a curated record.